Messenger RNA from Staurois parvus, 358 nucleotides. Lineage: Eukaryota; Metazoa; Chordata; Amphibia; Anura; Ranidae. The record is from the annotation of a GenBank genome assembly.
AUGGGGCCCCCGGGCAAUAGGGGAUCAUGGGGCCCCUGUGUCCUUGCCCACACUCAAAAAAAGCCUAUGAAGGGGAGGAGCUUACCAGGCUGCAGCUUCUCCUUUCACUGCUGAUAGGAGGAGAGAGCAGAGUGACAGAGAGGAGGAGCUCACCAGGUUGCAGCUUCUCCUUCAGGGGCAAACUGACAACUCAUGGGGCCCCCGGGCAAUAGGGGAUCAUGGGGCCCCUGUGUCCUUGCCCAAACUCAAAAAAGCCUAUGAAAAAGGUACCAGGGACAUCUCAUGGGGCCCCCUACUGACCCCCAGGCCCUUGGGCAGUGCCCGAGUUUUCAAAUGGUCAGUCCGCCCCUGUUCUCCU